GUUUUAUAAGGGGACUCUUUGGGGAAAGCUGAAGUCUGGCAAAUCUGUAAUUAAGCUGUGGUCUGGUGGUGUCUACUGUCAUUGUGACCUCACCCUUCUUAGGAAAUUGUUUUUAAAUGUGACUCAGCUAAAGUGUCAGGUUGGCUGCCAGCUCUGAGUGCAACAGCCUAUUCCAAAGGCCUUCUGACUCAACCUCUGGGGAAUAAUUUGACAGUUUGCUAUGUCACAGUUUUAAAACUUAAAAAGCUCUCUUUUCUACUAGUCUUUCUUGACACGAAAAUAUUACUUCAACAACCCAGAGGAUGGAUUUUUCAAAAAAACUAAAAGGAAGGUAGUGCCUCCUUCUCCUAUGACUGGACCCAGGGCUCUGCGGAGCAGAGUCGGAAAAGCAUCCCAGUCCCAGCUCCCACCCAGUGCCUGGAUCCUGUUGCUGACAGAUGGCCACCCGGCUUCUGCCUGAAUGAGGAGGAGCUCUUACCACUCCCCCAGCCCAGCCAUUUCUUUGUCAGACAUGAUUGCUUGGCCCACCCUACAGUUUUUGCUCUCACAGAUUUCUUCCACUCAUCCCAGUCAUGGGAAAAAAUGUAGCACUUUUAAAGUAAAACAGAAUAAUUUAUUAUUCUGUAUUGGCUGUUCUCGCAUUUUAAUACCCAUUUCUCUAGAUCCCACUAUGCUCACAGACAUGAUGAAAGGCAAUGUAACAAAUGUUCUCCCUAUGAUUCUUAUUGGUGGAUGGAUCAACAUGACAUUCUCAGGCUUUGUCACAACCAAAGUCCCAUUUCCACUGACCCUCCGUUUUAAACCUAUGCUACAGCAAGGAAUUGAACUACUCACAUUAGAUGCAUCCUGGGUGAGUUCUGCAUCUUGGUACUUCCUCAAUGUCUUUGGGCUUCGGAGCAUUUACUCUCUGAUUCUGGGCCAAGAUAAUGCCGCUGACCAGUCACGGAUGAUGCAGGAGCAGAUGACUGGAGCAGCCAUGGCCAUGCCUGCAGACACCAACAAAGCUUUCAAGACAGAGUGGGAAGCUUUGGAGCUGACGGAUCACCAGUGGGCACUAGAUGAUGUCGAAGAGGAGCUCAUGGCCAAAGACCUCCACUUCGAAGGCAUGUUCAAAAAGGAAUUACAGACCUCUAUUUUUUGAAGACCAAGCAGGGAUUUGCUGUAUCAGGAACUCAGAGUAGUGCUUGACUUUGUAACUUUGGUUUGAGCUGGAGCCUCUCGGAAUAAAAAGGAAGAUGCAUGA
Molecule: messenger RNA, 1243 nt
Organism: Panthera uncia (snow leopard)
Lineage: Eukaryota; Metazoa; Chordata; Mammalia; Carnivora; Felidae
Gene: EMC3
Product: ER membrane protein complex subunit 3
Exons: 7
Coding region: 461-1141 (226 amino acids)
Biological process (GO): protein folding in endoplasmic reticulum
Cellular component (GO): membrane; EMC complex
Source: RefSeq, a predicted model, not a curated record